GUCAUUGUUGUGAGACCAUUUUCACCAAACACAGCAGUGACUUCCGCGAUCGAUGCUGGCAAAAACAAACCGGAGAACCGACGUAGACGAGAAAUAAAACUCUUCCUCGUCAAACCCGCGGCUAGUUAUGGUAUGGAGUGUCCGACUAGGGUGAAUGAAUUCUGGGGACAGCGCGAGACAGAUAGGACCAGCGCGCGCAGGAGGACGCACCUGCGGACAGGUGUCUGACGGAAUCGGCCAAAGUCCGCUACACCGCCUGCGCUCGUUCAUCCGAACCCUCCGCAGGCUCCCGGUGUUGCUGAUAAGAGCUCUCCUCCUGCUCCUCCUGGGUCUGAUCCGUCCGAUCCGCCGAGCCAUGGCGACCAGGGCCAAAGACCGCGGCUCCGAGGAAACCGGAGAGCGGAUACGAAACCACCACAAACAAGCCUUCGAGUUCAUCUCUCUGGCUCUGCAGAUCGAUGAGGACCAGAAGGGUGAUAAGGAGCAGGCGGUGCAGUGGUACAGAAAAGGCAUCGCUGAGCUGGAGAGAGGCAUCCGUAUCCAGGUCACUGGAGCUGGGGAAAAGGCAGACAGGGCCAGAAAGCUUCAGGACAAAAUGACCAGCAACCUGCAAAUGGCCAAAGACCGGCUGGAGCUUCUGGGCAAACUGCUUCCAAUGUCCCCAUCAGAGGGCUGCUCUGGUCACACAGGCCUGUCUUUCUCCAAUGGGAGCCUGUGUCCAGUUGCAGGCAGUGGAGCAGUUUCAAAAAAAAAGGACAUUCAAUCCCCUGUGCGACCCAAAAACCCACCUAAAUCUGCCCUGCGCCCCACACCUUCAACCGGUCACAGCGGCAGGACCGGCCCUCAGAGCAACCUGAAGGGGCCCCCGACAAGAGCCGGCAACACUGCCACUGCAACACCUCAGAGGAAAAGAGACAUGAAGAACUUUAAAAAUGUGGACAGCAAACUGGCCAACCUCAUCCUUAAUGAGAUCAUAGACAGCGGUGCUGUGGUGCAGUUCGAUGACAUAGCAGGGCAGGAAUUGGCAAAACAGGCACUGCAGGAAAUCGUUAUCCUGCCUGCUCUACGUCCAGAGCUGUUUACUGGUCUCAGGGCUCCUGCUAGAGGGCUUCUGCUCUUUGGCCCACCUGGAAAUGGGAAGACUAUGCUGGCUAAAGCAGUUGCAAAGGAAUCUAAUGCUACGUUUUUCAACAUCAGUGCUGCCACUCUCACCUCCAAAUAUGUGGGAGAGGGCGAGAAACUGGUUCGGGCUUUGUUUGCAGUUGCUAGGGAACUGCAGCCGUCAAUCAUCUUCAUCGAUGAGAUUGACAGUCUGCUGUGUGAGAGGAGAGAGGGCGAGCAUGACGCCACCAGAAGACUCAAAACAGAGUUCCUCAUCGAGUUUGAUGGAGUGCAGUCAGGGGGAGAUGAGCGAGUGUUAGUGAUGGGAGCCACUAACAGGCCUCAGGAGCUUGAUGAGGCAGUUCUUAGGCGGUUCGCUAAACGCAUUUAUGUGGCUUUACCUACAGAGGAGACUCGUCUGAAGCUGCUCAAGAACCUCCUCCGCAAACACAGAACCACUUUAUCUCAGAAAGAGCUGAGUCAGUUAGCCAGGAUGACGGAGGGUUACUCUGGCAGUGAUCUGACCUCACUGGCUAAAGACGCUGCUCUUGGUCCUAUACGAGAGCUUAGGCCUGAACAAGUGAGGAACAUGCCAGCCGAUGAGAUGAGGGACAUCCGUUUCUCUGAUUUUGAAGAUUCGCUCAAGAAGAUAAAGCGGAGCGUCAGUCCUCAAACGCUGGAUCAGUACGUCCGCUGGAACAGCCAGUACGGAGACACAACAGCCUUAUGACACUUUUUUUUUUUUUACUAAAAACGUGGAAUAAAAAAAAAGGAAUUUGUAUAAUUUUGUCUUUUCUACGACUGCGCUUUUGCCUCUGAUCUGGAGACGGAGUCGUUUGGAGCUCAGGCUGAGAUUUGCUUUGAAUUACACCAGAGCUCAAGACCAUGUGGAUUUCUACGAAACCAAGGAACAUUUUCCUUUGAUUCUUCCUCUUGAUUGGUGUGUGAAUGAUAAAGCACUUGGCGUCUGUGGUGUUCUAGAUGCAUUUGUUCCUCUCUUAUUUUGUUUUUGAUUCAUGUAUCCAGAUAAAUCGAAUCCUCAGUGGUGGUGUGAUGUGCUCAAUCAAACAGCACGUAGGGAUGCUGUUGAUAAAUGAACGAUUUAUGAUUAGAAACAGUUCAGACUGCAUGUGUAUUUGGAUUGACCAGCACUCCUUAUGUGUUUUUUAUUUGCAGGCACUAGGGGGCAUCAGUUGAGACUGUAUGUGAAUGUCUUCCUAAAUGUGUUCUGCUGGAACUAAAGUCAUGAUAUUGCUCCAUG
Molecule: messenger RNA, 2362 nt
Organism: Carassius carassius (crucian carp)
Lineage: Eukaryota; Metazoa; Chordata; Actinopteri; Cypriniformes; Cyprinidae
Product: spastin-like
Exons: 17
Coding region: 155-1831 (558 amino acids)
Cellular component (GO): microtubule cytoskeleton
Molecular function (GO): ATP binding; ATP hydrolysis activity; microtubule severing ATPase activity
Source: RefSeq, a predicted model, not a curated record